UCAAGCAGACAGACGCUCCUUCUACUCCCUGUCCUCCUGAGAUACAGCAGGUUGUGGAUUAGUAUGUUGAUCUGAUGCAGGAGCCCUUUGGGUUACCCAACCGGCCAACCAAGCAUCACAUUGAGCUGCUGCCUGGAGCGGUCCCUCCCAAGGGUCGCAUCUACAGGAUGUCACCUGCUGAGUUUGAGGAGCUCAGGCGACAGCUUGAGACCCUGACCAGCAAAGGCUGGAUCAAGCCCAACACUUCUGAAUUAGGUGUUCCAGUCCUCUUUGUUCCAAAGGAGAGUGGUGAGUUCAGAAUGUGCAUAGACUAUAGGGAUCUCAACAAGAUCACUAGGAAGAGUACAAAGCCACUUCCUAGGAUCGAUGACCUCUUGGAUAUGGUCCAGGGCUGCACCAUCUUCGGCAAAGUCGACCUCAAAUCUGGCUAUCACCAGAUUGAGAUGGCAGAGGAGGACGUCCACAAGACGACCUUCAAAACCAGGUAUGUUACUCAUGAGUACCUGGUGAUGCCAUUUGGACUCUGUAAUGCACCUGGUACAUUCCAGACUGAGAUGCACCCCAUAUUCAGGCCGUACCUGGAUAAGUUUAUGGUUGUCUGCCUGGAUGAUAUCCUGGUAUUCAGCAAAACUACCAGGGAACAUGUGGAGCACCUGGCUCUAGUCCUUCAGUCGUUACAUGACAGUCAGCACAAGAUCAAUAGGGAGAAAUCCUCUUUUGGAGUUCCCUCUGUUAUCUACCUGGGUCAUGUAAUCUAUGGAGAUUGUUUGGCCCCUGAAGCAGCCAAGGUUGCUGCUAUUCAGGAUUGGCCACAACCCCAGACAGUGAGAGAUGUCCGGUCUUUCUUGGGUCUAGCCUCAUACUACAGAAAGUUCGUCAGGAACUUUUCUGCUGUGGCUGCACCCCUGAUUAACCUCACAAAGAAAGACACUCCCUUUCUUUGGUCUCUUCACUGUCAGAUGGCCUUUGCACAACUCAAACAGGCCUUGACUCGUGCACCUGUUCUGAAGUUGCCUGACCCCACCUUGCCUUUUGUACUGACUACUGAUGCUAGCCAGUACGGCAUUGGGGCAGUCCUUCAGCAGGAUGAUGGGAAUGGUCUGAGACCUGUAGAGUUCAUGAGUAAGAAGAUUAAGACUCAGAAACUUCAGGACUCUACCUACGAGAAUGAGCUUUAUGCUCUUGUCAGUGCUCUGAAACAUUGGAAACACUUUCUCCUGGGCAGGCACUUCAAGAUCUUUUCUGAUCAUUCCACUUUGCAGUGGUUGAAGUCCCAGGGAGAGUUAAAUGAUAAGUUGACACGUUACAUUCAGUUCAUUGAUCUGUUUGACUUUGAAUUGAAGCACAAGAAGGGUUGCUACAACAAAGUAGCUGAUGCCCUCUCUCGGAGGCCUGACUCUUUUGCGCUGAUCUCCUCUACUCAUGCCUUUGGAGAGGAGGUCCGUCAGACCAUUGCUCGUUCACUGCCUCAGGAUCCGACUUAUGGACCCAUCGUCAGGAAUCUGCAAGCAGAUCCCAACUCUGAACCUGGCUAUGUCCUGAGUUCAGAUCUGUUGUAUACUUACAGCAGAGGAGAGGAGCGUUUGUGCAUCCCUGAGGAUCAGCAGAUGCGGACACUGCUGAUGUCAGAGUGCCACGACGCGCGUGGACACUUUGGGUUCCUAAAGUCGUAUGCAGCCCUGUCGCAGCGCUUCUUCUGGAAGGAGAUGCAGAGUGAUAUGCUGCGCUAUGUGGAAACCUGUGAGCUCUGCCAAAGGAACAAGGUUCAGCGUAAACCUCCUUUGGGAUUGCUCAAACCUUUGCCCAUACCUGAUGGUCCUGCCCAGUCUGUAUCCAUUGAUUUUACAGACUUAGGCAAAACAACCCCUCGUGGCAUGCGUCAGGUCAUGGUCUGCGUGGACAGGUUUUCCAAAUACGCAGAGUUCAUCCCCUUGCCAGAGGUAGCCAGGGUACCGGCUGUGAGAGCAGCCUUUUCCGAGAGGUGGGUCACGCACCAUGGACCGCCCACCUCUAUUGUUAGUGAUCGAGACCCCAGAUUCUGCAGCGAUGAGUGGCAGUCCUACUGCAAGGACUAUCUGCACUCCCGCCUGGAUAUGACUUUUGGUCGUCAUCCUGAAGCCAAUGGAUUGGCUGAAGUGAUGAACCAAGUCCUGUUCCAGUUGCUACGUCCUGUGAUCUCUCCAGAUCAGCAGGACUGGGAUCUCCACUUGGUGAGGGCACAACUCAUGUAUAACAUGUCUGUCCACUCCUCGAAAGGGUUCAGUCCCUACCGACUACUUUAGGGACGUGAGCCACGACAGCCUCUCGAUGAUAUCAUCGACAAGGCUAAGCACCCCAGGCACUGCAGAGUUCGCCAGACGCUAUC
Messenger RNA from Chara braunii, 2365 nucleotides. The record is from the annotation of a GenBank genome assembly. NCBI's taxonomy places the organism in Eukaryota, Viridiplantae, Streptophyta, Charophyceae, Charales, Characeae.